Messenger RNA from Rhinolophus ferrumequinum (greater horseshoe bat), 1548 nucleotides. Its product is annotated as olfactory receptor 6X1. The record is from RefSeq and is a predicted model, not a curated record. Gene Ontology annotation, cellular component: membrane. NCBI's taxonomy places the organism in Eukaryota, Metazoa, Chordata, Mammalia, Chiroptera, Rhinolophidae. Gene Ontology annotation, molecular function: olfactory receptor activity; G protein-coupled receptor activity. Gene Ontology annotation, biological process: G protein-coupled receptor signaling pathway.
AUGGUGCGAGGUACAGGUCGAACAGUUAAAUGGACAGUAGGGCAUCAGCCGCUUGAAGACUCCCAUGACAGGAUAACCCGGUCUUGGAACAGGUCAUAUGGGACCUGCCGGGCUCAAAAUAAAUCCAAGCCUGAGCCGCUGCUUCUCUGCCACCUGGUUCUGACCGUGCACCCAAUUCCCUCCACCCCCAGCCAUAGCUCAGUGCUGCUACAGCAGCAGCCAAGAGGGAGGGGCCACAAGAGCAUAGCUUCUCCGGAGCACUGGGCCCACCAGGCCUCCAGUCACUUCUAUGUAGACGGUGCCAUCAAUUUUCAGGAUGCCCAAAGUCGAGCCACACAUCCCUCCACUUUAAAGCACCUCACUAUUGGCCACAGCCUAUAUCGGCCUGUGGGCUGUGCCAGACAUUCAGUUGUCAGACACACAUGGAUUUGGGUAGGCACCCACCGGCGGCACAGGCCAGGCAGCCCAGUGGAUUCUGAGAAGAAAGAGACCAUGUUCAUCACAGGGGAGGAACUACAGGUGACCUUUGACAUGGCAGCCUUUCCUAUCCUUAACACCUGUGAGAUGUUCGUCGGGGGUCUUUCCCGUUUAUCUCCUCACCCGUGCGACAUCUUCCCUGCAACACCUAAGAGUACCAAGAGACAUGAGAAAUGUCACAGAAUCACAGAGUUCAUCCUCCUAGGCUUUCCUUGUAUCUAAGGAGUACAAAUCCCUCCCUUUACAGUGAUCUUUUUCAUCUACAAAUUAACCCUUGCAAGCAAUGGGCUCAUUAUUGCCAUUGUCUGGGCUGAGCCUGGGCUACAAAUUCCAAUGUACUUCUUUUUUUGCAACUUGUCCUUCCUAGAAAUCUGGUACACCACCACAGUCAUCCCAAAACUGCUGGAAACUUCUCUGGUGGCAAAAAAAAAAGCUAUCUGCACCCCCUGCUGCCUGCGGCAGGCCCUCUUCCACUUCUUCCUGGGCACCACUGAGAUCUUCAGCCUCACUGUCACAUCUUUUGACCAUUACCUGGCCAUCUGCAAGCCCCUUCACUACCCCACCAUAAUGACCAGCAACCUCGGCUUCCAACUGGCCCACAGCUCCUGAGUUGUGGGCUUAACCAUUGUCUUUUGCCAGGUGCUGCUGCUCAUCCAGUUGCCAUUCUGUAGCAACAUCAUCAAUCAUUUCUACUGUGACAUUGGCCCCAUCUUGAAAGCAGCCUAUGCAGAUCCAAGCAUUUUGGAGCUCCUGGUUCUCUUGGCAACCAUCCUCGUAAUUCCAGGAUCACUCACUGUGAUUUCUUAUAUCUAUAUCCUUUCUAUCCUUUCUAAUCCUUCAGCCCCUGGCUGCCAGAAGGCUUUCUCUAUCUGUACCUCUCACUUAACAGGCUCCUUAUUCCAUGGAGCUGUUUUUUUCAUGUACCUGAGACCCGUAGCAUACUCCUCCUUUAAGAUUAUUAAGGUGGUGUCGGUGCUAAAUACUAUCCCUUUAAUUUCACCUAGAAACUAGGAGGUGAAAGGAGCCUUAAGGAAGGCAAUGGCUUUUCCAAAGACUUGUCAUGCAGAGUAA